ACUUUUCUCAGAAUCCUUCACACAUUGAAUUCAUAUUCAUUCAUUCAUUCUUUCUGUAUUUCUCUGUAUUUUGUUUAGUUUAACUCUUUUUGAAGAGAAUAUGACCAUUCUUAUCGAGCAGCCUGCAGAUCUAGUGGGAGAAAAGGAAAUUAUUUCUGACACAAAUGAACUCGUGUUGGAUGGAGGAUUUUUCAUGCCCAAAAUGGAAUCAGAAUGUGGAUUUGAAGCCCCUGAAAUCAACUCAUAUGGUCAUUCAUUUAGGGAUUAUGAUGCAGAAAGUGAGAGACAAAAGUCAGUCGAGGAGUUUUAUCGAUUGCAACACAUCAGCCAAACAUGUGAAUAUGUGAAGAGAAUGAGGGAAGAAUAUGGAAAACUGGACAAAAUAAAGAUGAGCAUUUGGGAAUGUUGUGAACUUUUGAAUAAUGUUGUGGAUGAUAGCGAUCCUGAUUUGGAUGAACCCCAGAUUGAGCAUUUAUUGCAGACAGCAGAAGCAAUUAGGAAAGAUUAUCCUAAUGAAGAUUGGUUGCAUUUGACUGGCCUUAUUCAUGAUCUUGGAAAAAUUCUUCUUCUUCCAGAGUUCGGAGAGCUCCCUCAAUGGGCUGUUGUUGGAGACACAUUCCCACUUGGCUGUGCAUUUGAUGAAUCCAUUGUUCACCACAAACUGCAGUAUUUUGAGGACAAUCCAGAUUCCAAGAACCCUGCUUACACCACUAAGAAUGGAAUUUACCAAGAAGGAUGUGGACUAGAAAAUGUUGUGAUGUCUUGGGGACAUGAUGACUACAUGUACUUGGUAGCUAAAGCAAAUAGAACGACGCUGCCUUCGGCUGCAUUGUUUAUCAUCCGUUAUCACUCUUUUUAUCCUCUACACAAGGCUGGAGCUUAUACACAGUUGAUGAAUGAGGAAGAUGUAGAGAAUUUGAAGUGGCUUAAUAUAUUCAACAAAUAUGACCUUUACAGUAAGAGCAAAGUUCGUGUUGACGUUGAAAAAGUAAAGCCAUACUACCUUUCCCUCAUUGAAAAGUACUUCCCAGACAAACUUAGAUGGUGAAAACUCUGGCAAAAUACAUGGAAUAAAUAUUUUGGGCAAGCAGAAGGCAGUGUGGUGUUUGCUCAGUUAACUCAAGAUUUGAUGUAAACAAGAAAUGCAUGUUGUAAAUGUUUCUCUUUCAAGAUUUGUAGGGGUUCUUUUGUUCUCAAUGUAAUGUGCUUUCACUUUGUUGAUUUUUCGAUUUUUUGCCUAUAUUGUUUUCCUCUUGUUGAUCAUCGACAAGUGCUUUGUUGGUAAAUAAAUUAAACAAAAGUGUGGAUGAUGAUAA
This is a messenger RNA of Olea europaea var. sylvestris, 1316 nucleotides long. Its product is annotated as inositol oxygenase 2-like. The coding region runs from base 101 to 1048 and encodes 315 amino acids. Gene Ontology annotation, cellular component: cytoplasm. The transcript has 11 exons. Gene Ontology annotation, molecular function: iron ion binding; inositol oxygenase activity. The record is from RefSeq and is a predicted model, not a curated record. Gene Ontology annotation, biological process: inositol catabolic process. NCBI's taxonomy places the organism in Eukaryota, Viridiplantae, Streptophyta, Magnoliopsida, Lamiales, Oleaceae.